Molecule: messenger RNA, 5312 nt
Organism: Girardinichthys multiradiatus
Lineage: Eukaryota; Metazoa; Chordata; Actinopteri; Cyprinodontiformes; Goodeidae
Gene: vps50
Product: VPS50 EARP/GARPII complex subunit
Exons: 29
Coding region: 115-3093 (992 amino acids)
Biological process (GO): endocytic recycling; retrograde transport, endosome to Golgi
Cellular component (GO): EARP complex
Molecular function (GO): SNARE binding
Source: RefSeq, a predicted model, not a curated record
CAGUCACGUGACAGUCAACCAUGGCUUCUUUCUCCUAGUGAUAGAGGCUUAUUGUUGACAAGACAAUAUUGAGGAUUUACCUAUUUCCUUUUUUUCACACAAGUUGGAUUCACGAUGCAGAAGAUAAAGUCUCUUAUGGCCCGACAGGGCCUCAAAAGCCCCCAGGAGAGCAUGGCUGAUCUAAGUCCAGUGGAGAACCUCAGGAUCCCCAGUACGGAGGAGUUGCGGGAGCUGAGGCAGCAGCCCAUCGACCCCCAGGCGGAGCAGGAAAUCAUUGACAGCAUCGAGGAGGUCUACUUUUCCAAUGACUCCUUCGACAUGGUGCGGCACGAACUGGAGAAGCUCCCACCUGAGCUGAACCUGCAGGAGCUUGAGGAGUACAGAGAAAAGCUCAAGAGACAGCAGGCUGCAGUUUCUAAAAGGGUCGCCGAUCUCAUUCUGGAGAAACAGCCUUCUUAUGUCAAGGAACUGGAAAGAGUAACAGCAUUACAGACCAAUCUACAGCUGGGAGCAGUCAUUUGCACUAAUGCAAGAAGACAACUCAGAGUUGCAAAGGAGGAGUUCACAGAGGCCAGCCUGGGUCUGUUAGCCAAUCAGAAGAGACGACAGCUGCUGACAGGCCUCCUCAAGUCUCUUAGGACCAUCAAGACUCUGCAAAGAACAGAUGUAAGACUCAGCGAGAUGCUUGAGGAGGAAGACUAUCCAGGUGCAAUCCAGCUCUGUCUAGAAUGUCAGAAGGCUGCCAGCACCUUCAAACACUACAGCUGCAUCAGUGAGCUGAACUCUAAGCUUCAAGACACUCUUGAGCAAAUAGAGGAGCAGCUUGAUGUCGCCCUGUCAAAGACUUGUAAGCACUUUGAUGUGUUGCACUACACCAAGGUCCAGAAGGCCUACACGCUCCUUGGGAAAACCCAGACUGCAAUGGAUCAGCUACACAUGCACUUCACCCAGGCCAUCCACAACACAGUGUUCCAGGUCGUGCUGGGAUACGUUGAGCUGUGUGCUGGCAACGCGGACACCAAGUUCCAAAAGAUGCAGUAUAAGGACCUCUGCACGCACAUCACCCUCGACAGCUACAUUCCCUGCCUGAUGGAUCUCUGCAAGGCUCUGUGGGAGGUGAUGCUGAGCUACCACCGCACCAUGCAGUGGCAUGAAGAGCAUGACAAACAGAAGGCCACAUCCUCACAAGAUGAUGCAGCAGCAGAGCCUGAUGAGUCGACCGUGGACCGCAGCUACGUGAAGAAGAAGCUGGAGCACGGACUAACGCGGAUCUGGCAGGAUGUCCAGUUAAAGGUGAAGGUGUACAUUCUGGGAACGGACAUGUCCAACUUCAAAUACGAUGAUUUCAUAGUGGUACUGGAUGUCAUCAGCAGGUUGAUGCAGGUUGGUGAGGAGUUCUGUGGCAGUAAGUCAGAGGUCCUGCAGGAGUCAAUAAAACGCCAGAGUGUGAACUACUUCAAAAACUAUCACAGGGCACGACUGGAAGAGCUCAGGAUGUUUCUGGAAAAUGAGACGUGGGAACUAUGUCCAGUCAAGUCCAACUUUAACAUUGACCAGCUCCAUGAGUUCAAGUUUAUGGGCCAGUGUCGCUCUCCCUCCGUUUCCCCAAGCAGACAGGCUGCGUCGUCAGUUUCCCCGGCCCUGGAGGAGCCGUCCCUUUUCCAGCAGUAUCAUCAGGACGGGAACCCCUUUGAGAUGCACAUUGAGCACAAGGAAGAGGAGACGGAGGAUGUGCUUGCUUCUAACGGGUACGAAUCAGACGAACUGGAGAAGAGUGUCUAUCAGGACUACGACAGUGACAGCGAUGUCCCCGAUGAGCUCAAGCAGGACUACGUUGAUGAGCAGACAGGCGAUGCCCCUCUGAAGAGCGUGUCCCGGGAGACCAUAAGAAGCAAGAAAAAGUCUGAUUACAACCUCAGCAAAGCCAGCGCCCCGAUUCUCACCAACACCACCCUCAACGUCAUCCGGCUUGUUGGAAAGUACAUGCAGAUGAUGAACAUUCUGAAGCCGAUUGCCUUUGACGUCAUCCACUGUGUAUCGCAGCUCUUUGACUACUACCUUUAUGCCGUGUACACCUUCUUCGGGCGCAAUGACAUGCCCGUCCCAAGCCCAUCUCUGCCCACCUAUAGUGGCAGAGAGGCAGCCCCAGCCAGGGUGGUGGGCCCUGCCUGCUUGUAUGAGUCAUCAGGUCUGGGCCUUAUCAGCAGCCGACUGAGAACAACACUGAACCGGAUCCAGGAGAGUCUCAUUGACAUGGAUUCUGUCGGGGAGAAUGCAGGAGUCCAUGGUCCACCAGAGGACAGGAAGGAAAAGGUCCCCAGUCCUCACCUGAGCCAGAUGGUGGUUCUCACAGACAGCGCAACUCUCUAUGGGCUGGCACAGAGGGUGGUGGCCACUGAGUCUCUUGUGUUUUUGGCCGAGCAGUUUGAGUCUCUGCAGUUCCACUUGGACACAAUGAUGCCUGCAGCCAAAAAACCGUUCCUACAGCAGUUUUAUUCCCAGACGGUGUCCACAGCCAGCGAACUGCGUAAACCGAUAUACUGGAUAGUGGCAGCAAAGGCUAUAGACUACGAACAAAUGCUGCUUAUGAUGGCCGGAGUUAAAUGGGACAUCAAGGAGAUAAUGUCACAGCACAACAUAUACGUGGAUGUUCUGCUGAAGGAGUUUGAGCAGUUUAACAAGCGGCUCAGUGAUGUUUCCAGACAUGUGCGCAUUCCUCUGCCUGUGUCCAACGUCCUCUGGGAGCACUGUAUCCGCCUGGCAAACAGGACUCUGGUUGAGGGGUAUGCUAACGUAAAGAAAUGCAGCAACGAGGGCCGAGCCUUGAUGCAGCUGGACUUUCAGCAGUUUCUGAUGAAGCUGGAGAAAUUGACAGACCUGCGGCCCAUCCCUGACAAGGAGUUUGUAGAAACCUACAUCAAGGCCUAUUACCUGACUGAAAAUGAUAUGGAGCAGUUUAUCAAAAAUCACAGGGAGUACUCCAUGAAGCAGCUGGCCAACUUGGUGAACGUGUGUCUGGGCUCACACAUAAACAAAAGGGCUCGUCAGAAACUUCUAGCUGCCAUCGAUGAUAUUGACAGGCCCAAGAGAUAGAGUAGUGAACGAUAUAAUGAUAUAAACAAACCCACUGAGAUGAAUAUGAGAGAAAACGUAUAACUGAAUGUUUUCUUUUACGGUUUAAACUAUGAAGGAUUUACUGAGCUGCACAGUAUAUGGGACUGUAGCGCCACAACCGAAAACGUAAAUCUGAAAUGCAUUUGUCAGCCUGUUGAUGAUUUGUUUUUCAAUGUUGUCCUUAUACGGUCACAAACACAAACUCCUGUCAUUGAAAGCCCUCCAUGAGAAGCUGGUGCAUAUAAACUAGAUGGUACAGUUUUUCUACACAUAUCUGCUUUCUCUUUAAUAAUCCAGUUUUAGUUUUUCUCAUAUAAACUUCUAAACCAUCCAAGAUCUACAUAUCUGACACAGCAACUUCUUUUAGACUGAAGAAAGACACGUGACUUGAUAAAAUUGCACCACUGUAUCUGAAUGUGUUCCCUCAUAGAGGCAGAGUGGAUCAGCGUUAUUAUUGUUCACCUUAAUGACUCACUCUCCCAGCCCAUACUGUACAGUCGCUGUAUAAUAUUUGGCUUCAGGGCGUUGUUUGCCGUGCCUGACUAGAAAUCUCUGCUUCUUUGUUUUGUUUGCUUUGUCCUCAGAUUAGAUAGAUCUAAUAUAAAGAUGAUGAUUCUGAAGAUAAUAUAAAUUACUGUAGUUUGGGUUAUGUAUUUUUACCAGCUGCAUAUGUAUGUCUGUUCUAUCUGAGGAGGGGAAUGUUUCUUUUGUUUUUGUCAUAGAGUUCAUCUCUUUAUUGAGCAGUGAAACUUGGUUUGUUUGAUCUGAUUUUUCAGGUUAAUAAUUAUAAUCAAUAAUAUUAUUUUGAGAUGUGCCGAUCAGAGUUUUGUGGCCGAUUUCCCAUCUGCAUAGGCUUCAACUGAUUCAGAUUUCUCUUUAAGAUGUAUAAUAGUAGAAGAAAAGAACAAUCUCUGCUAAAAAGGUAUAACUAACGUUUUAAAAUGAUGACAGAGGAAUUAGUUUUAAAGUUCAUAUUGUAAAUUGUAGUGCAGCUAGCGUUGCUAAAACAACAGUUUUGUGUGUAUUCCUGAUCUUUACCUCAGUUCUGAGAUUUCUGAGCAAAUCUGUUGUAACACGUUAAAGAUGAAUGCUUUAGGUAUCCCUUUCUUUUGAACUCAAUGAACUGCAGACAUCUUUCAUUUUCUUUUAAAUGGGUUCCCACGCCUCUGUGCUUCCUCACUGAUACUGAAAAUAGCUUACUUUGAGUUUUCCUCUUUCAGUAACAGCAUCUGCACCGAAGAUUGUUGUUGUGUGUAGUGUGGUGCAUUUAUGCAUCGGGAAAAGGUUGGAUAAUUGCAUUUCUGACCAGCUAGCUACUUUCUGAUGUCCCAGUGCAUCUCUAAAAUUGGUUUGUCAUUUUUGAAACUACAACAGAGACACGAGGUCUCAGACAGACAUUCCAACCUCAAAUUAUUUUGUUGUGUUCUUUUAUUUGGAUUUUCUCAAGGAUGUUUAUCACAUAUUGUGUUACAGUCACUUCUGCAGACUCUGUCACAUUUACAAAUUUGACCUGAAUCAUGCAGGGCUUAAUAGAAAACAUAUCUAACUUGAAGUCAUUGUUUAAUUUAAAAACAUGUUCCACAUAUCUUUGUGGCAUUAGCAGAAACUGACAUCUAAACAAAGCUUUACCUUGAAAAUGUCCAAAUUUACGUAGAAUAUUGAAAAUAAAAACUAUUACAUAAGAACUGACGUCUUUGGAGAACACAUUUUUUGUGUUACAAGUAAAUUUCCAAACAUGUUUAUUUUUGUCUGUAUGAGCAAAAUAAAUUGACAGCUACACAAGUUAGACCUAAUUACCAAUUAGAAAUGUGUGGUAGUUUGGGUGAAAUUAGAAAACAGAAGACCUAUAUACCCUACCGUCUAAAAUAGAAGAAAUAAAUAUAUUAAGUUCCAGGUUUGGACGUAGCCUCCGUAUAUAUUAUGUGCAGCUAUUUUAGGAAAAACAAACUGUAAAUAUGAAUGUUUUGAACAAUGGCUGUAUUUAUUUCAUGUCUUUUUUUUCAUGUUUUUUGGUUUUUAUAUGACCACUAUUGUUAAACACCUCUCGUGUAGCUUAUCAUUGUAAUCAAAUACAAACAUUUAAUAAUCAUCAAGUUAUGGUAAAUUUCAAGUGCACCAUAGUGAAAAUCUGUAUGUAAUGAUUGUUGUUAUUGUAGGGGGAAGAAGGAUGGCGACUAAAUAAAUACACUAACACUGGA